AUGAGUAGCUUUGCGGUUCUAGGUCAAAACAAUGACAGUGACGAACCUUCCGAGAAGGAAGUAGAGUUUCUUCAACUGAAAGCCUUGAAUCCUGAUGUCAAAGUCAACUUAUCAGGCGAUCCAUUCGAUACCAAAAGCUAUCCUGGCAAUGUGUCUCUGCUAGAGUGCUCGAGUAAAUUUGGUUACUUUGUAGCUGGCACACCGAAAGGUUUUGUACUCGGCCAACUAUCCGAUCUUCGCACUACCUUUAACAAGGCUGGAAAAGGCGAAACUGCGAGCUUCAACAACAAAAUCGACGUUCAAGUUUCACAGGGAAGUGUACACCACCUUCGACUCACAGCUUCUCAGGAGCAAAUCAUUGCUGGUCUUGCCGAUGGCACUAUUCUCGUAUAUGAUGCAAAGGCGAUGUCCACCAAGUCCAAUUUGCAACCUGUUAAAACUUUCUCAGCUGGUUCGCCGAUCUUGGAUUUGCGACCUAAUCCAGAAGAAAAACCUGAUGUGAUUGCCGUACUUCUUCAGAACCACACAUGUCAGUACAUGUCACUUAGCUCUGGGUCGGUUUUAGCUAAGAUUGCAGAAACUGGUGCCACUGCUAUCUGUUGGUCACCAAAGGGAAAACAAAUCACUGUGGGAAAUCAAAAGGGAUUCAUGUCUCAAUAUGAUUUGGAAGGAAACUUGAAGAGUGCUGUGGAACCUCCUCCUGCUAUGACCGUUGCUGGCGGCGAGAGUGACGACCGUUAUGUUCAAAACGUCGUAUGGGUUGAAAACAAUGUGUUUUUACCUAUCUAUGCAGCACCGACUCCACCAGACGAUGAACAACCUGCUCACUUGUAUGAUGGAUACAUUGUGACUCGACAACCCAAGACAACCAUCAAGCACUAUACGCGCUUGACCGAUAUUUGUAUGCCCUUUGGUCAGCAAGAAAGAACAGGAAAUUAUUACAUGCAGGUCAUCAAAGGUUUAGGUGAAGAAGCACCAUACGUGAUUUUGGUUGCUAGUGCCCCUUCAGCUCAUAUCGGCGUGGUUGGACAAGACAAGUCUGGCGAUUGGGCUGUAUGGGAAUUGGAUGACACUGCUCGCGGUAACCUGCCACUUUCUGAGAAAACGGAUAUGGACACAUCGCCAUUUGGCUUGGCUGUGGAUUUCUCGUCUACCGAGCGCUUAGAACCACUUGAUCCUAGCGAGCCCGAAAACCUUGUCGAGCCUGUUCCGAUCCUUUAUUAUCUCAACGAUGAAGCCAACAUGGGUGCUUUCCAUUGUCUCAAUGUUUCAGCAGCCAAAAGAAAUGAAAGUUAUUCUGGGCAAAUCAAACCUCAAAGUCUUACUGCGGGUGCCUUUGCCGCAGUUACUGCCCCAGCCAGCUCGUCUUUCACCGCAGCGAAGCCAACUCCUGCCACCUCAACGAUUGGUGGUCCAGGAGGGUUUGGUACUGCCAAGUUUGGAUCAGGAGUGUCUUCGCCAAUGCCAUCUUUUGGAAGCUCAAAUGCACCAGCGCAGUCACCAUCGAACUCUUUCAAGUUCGAUUCGCCUAGCCUAGCACCAAAAACAGAUUUCGGCUUUUCGAAAUCACAAACGGAGACUGCUACCGCGCCAGCUGCAAGUGGCUUCUCCUUUGGUGCUGGUUCUCAAGCUAAACCAGCCGGUACAUCACCCUUUUCUGGUGGAUUUAAGACCGGUGCUGCAAACGCUAGCCCUGGAGGCUUCACUUUAGGUACUGCUGUUAAAUCGCCACCUGCCAAGGAGGUAGCAAGCACACCUUUCAGCCUUAACAAACCCACAUCAUCCAAUGUUGGUUCGCCAUCAAAACCGGCCAAUACAGGCUUCUCCUUCGGAGCAGCCCCAAAGCCAUCUUUUGAAGCUCCCAAAUUCCAAUCCCCUCUUGAGACACCUAGUUCAUUUGCUAGUAGCCCCAAGUCAGAUACCUCCACCGCACCUUCUUUGAAGCUGGACAAACCCGCCUUGAGCUUUGGCGGCUCUUCCCCAUCCUCAUUUCAAGGUCUUCAGUCUGCACCUCCUAAAUCUGUAGCAACAAAACCUGCACCAACUGCGGCAGAAACGGAAAAGAAAACGCAACUGAAGGGCAUGGCUAAGGAAUUCGAGUCAAUGUAUCUCACACUCAAUGCUGAAUUAGAUAGUCUUCGAACUAUUGCUGAGGCUUCCGAGAAAAUCAAUGCCAGAGACCGUAUUUCCAAUCCAAAGUUGAAUACCCUGGAAGCUCUGCAGAAGAUUGACCAAUGGAAACUGAGUGAUUUGAAGACUCAAGUUAGCUUGACAAGACAGCUUCUUGAGAAAAUGAAAGUCAUUCAACAAGAUGGUGAAUCGAUUAAGCUUCAUAUGGUUAAGCUUGACCAAGGUGAAGUCAAAAAUGCUCACAAGCAGUUGGAAAUUAAGAAGUUCUUGGAUGCUUCCGCUGAUUCUAGCAAACAACCCCCAAGCAAGAGUGACCACCUUGGCCCUGAAGCCCAAGAGUCGUUGCGACGCCUUGAGCAGUUGGCUAACGAAGUAAAUGAUUCCUUUAAAGACGCUGAAAGCAAGACUGAACAUGCGAAGAAAAAUAUACUUCGCAAUCAAAAAGCAUACCGCGGUUUGAGUAACCCAUCGUUAUAUACCAUCCAUCGCACCAUUCGAGAAGUCCGAAAUGGCCUAUUUGUCCAUAAUGUUGAAUUGGACGAGCUAGAAUCCAAGCUAUCCAGUCUUACUGUUGAAGAAACGCCAAAGCCAAGAGCACAUAGUUCACGCUUCUCCUUUGACGAGUCUAUUGGCGAAGAAGAGGAUGUCCACCUCCAGCUCAAGCCAACACAGCAGAAGGUACACAUACCCAAGGCAUCUCAACAAGCCCUUGAAGCAGCCAGUGAGGUUCUCAUGGAAGAAAGCUUCCUGAGCCGUUUGAGCUCAUUUGCAUCUGCAAGGACAGCAAAUGUUCACAAAAUCACUCCUCAACCUGUGGUUCAGAAAAAAACACACCUUCCACUUGAUCCAUCACCGCUUGGCAUCGACCUUGCAUCUCUGGAUGUGUCUGAUAUCUCUACCCCUCGUAGCCGUAAAUCACCUAUAAAGGAAUCAGAAGCGCUCGGCUUGUUAGAUAGCGAAGACGAAGAGGAUGAGGAAGAAGAAGAUGAAGACGAAGAAGAAGAAGAUGAUUACGAUGAAGAUGAGGAGGAAUACGAGGAAGAAAACGAUGAGGUGUCGACACAACCAGACAGCGCUGCGUGGAAGAGCAAGUCUGGCUCUUCCCUACCAAAGGUGUAUGACACCAAGGCUGUUCAGACGGAUACUUCACCACAAUCCCAAGCUACUGAGAAGAAAGAGGAAACCAAAGAAUCGAAACCGUCUUUCAGUUUCCAAGUAGAAGCGUCACCGGCACCAACAAAACCCUUUCAAUGGGGUGGCUUUGGUAAAGCCCCUGGUGGAGAACAACCAGCAAAAGCCUCUCCAUGGAGCAGCCCUGGUAAUACUUCAGGUGGAGAACAGGUGGCCAAACCCUUUUCAUGGGGCAGCCCUGGUAAUACCCCAGUUGGAGAACAGCCUGCUAAAGAUAAAGGCAUAAAAGAAUCGCAAAUGAAUGUCAAGUCUGCUUCGCCCCUCUCCUUCUCGUUUGGUCAAUCUUCUGCUAAAUCAUCACCGACGCUUUCAUUCGGUGCUUCAGCAACUGAUGCAAAGGACAAGCCUGCGCCGUUCGGAAUCCCCAGCUCAAAGCCAACUGAAGAGGCAUCUAAAGAGAGUGAUAAGGUGCCUGAAAAAGAUGAAAAAGCACCGGAAGAGGUUCAAGAAUCAACUCACAAGCAGGACAAUGUGCCCGAAAAGCAAGACACGCCAGCGUCUCCUACUCCAAGUGACACUGCUUCUUCCUUUGACGUGAUUGAGCAUCCUCGCAUGGGUGAUGGAUCCGGUGACGAAGAUUACGAACAGGGAUUAGAAUCUGACGUUGAAGAUGAAGGUACUGAUGAAGAAAUCACAGCACAGGGUGAGAGUAAGACUGACAGUUUUGCUGUAGGUGAGACUACGCCUGCUGAAGAGAAGGCUACUGAGUCAUCCACCGCCGAUGCAGCUCAGAUCUCAGAACCUGCUGUACAGGAAGAAGAGCAACAAGUGCCUGAAGAAGAUGGAUUGGCUCCAGAGGAUGAAAUUGAGUUAGCUAUGAAAGGCAUUGGAGUAGUGGUACCAGCUGCGGAUGACGAAGAAGAGGAAGAAGAGGAGGAGGAAGAAGAGGCCAUGUCUGAACCAGAGCCUGAACAAACUGUACCCUCAACAGCGCCAGCUGAUGCCUCAUCCUUCUCCCUGUCUGGAUUCGGCUCUGCACUUUCAGAGCCUGCUACUACGCAAGCUACUUCACAGACUGAAUCUGCUGCUCCUAAACCAACGUUUGAAACAACUACUGCAACAUCUUCGUCAGGUUGGGGCGCAACUUCAUCUACACCAGCAUUUGGAGGCUCAGCAAAGGCAGCACCAUCCGGCUUUGGAACUACCGCCCCAUCUACCUUUGGUUCAACGCCUGCUACAUCAGCACCAUUUGGCUCUCAGCCUGCAUCUUCUGGCUUUGGAACUGGUUCUGGCUUUGGUGCUGGUUCAUCAACUCCAUCCUUUGGGUCCACUUCCAGUCUAGGUGGCAAUGUGCCCGCGCCGUCCUUUGGUUCAACUUCUAACCUUAGUGGCAAUGCCCCAACCCCAUCGUUUGGAUCCACUACUGGAUUUGGAGCUUCUUCCAAUCCACCAUCGUUCGGCUCUACUACGAACCUUGGCGGAAAUGCUGCUACACCUUCUUUUGGUGCCACUUCCGGUCUUGGUAGCAAUGCCCCUGCGCCAUCUUUCGGUUCUACAACUUCAUUUGGUGCCGCUUCCAGCACUCCAUCCUUUGGGUCUACGACUAACUUGGGUGGAAAUGCUCCGUCAUCAGGCUUUGGUUCAAGUUCUGGCUUUGGUGCAAGUGCUCAACCAGCAUUUGGCUCAACUUCUAGUCUUGGCGCUGGGUUUGGUGCCACUUCGAACUUUGGCUCAAAUAUGAACCGUGGAUUUGGUACUGCUCCAAAGAGUACCUUUGGAUCGUCUACAUCAUUUGGUACAAGCGGUGGAUUUGCUGCUGCUGCUCAAUCUGGCUCUGGUUUUGGUUCUUUUGCUCAACAAGGACAAAACGUGUUUGCCAACCAACCUGCUAACACAGGCACCUUUGGUCAGCCAGCUUCAUUCGGCCAGCAACAGCAGCAGAACCCACCACCGACUUCGCAGUUCGGUUCUAACCCUGCAUUCACUCAAUUCCGCGGAUAAAUCAGUGUGAACGAAGCGGGAUCCACUUAAAUCUUUUCAAUAAAACAAUUUGAUUCAAUAUUCUGCUCAAAUUUCAA
This is a messenger RNA of Umbelopsis ramanniana AG, 5339 nucleotides long. RefSeq lists its product as uncharacterized. Lineage: Eukaryota; Fungi; Mucoromycota; Umbelopsidomycetes; Umbelopsidales; Umbelopsidaceae. The record is from RefSeq and is a predicted model, not a curated record. Gene Ontology annotation, molecular function: protein binding. The transcript is spliced from 11 exons. The coding region runs from base 1 to 5262 and encodes 1753 amino acids.